Molecule: messenger RNA, 981 nt
Organism: Uranotaenia lowii
Lineage: Eukaryota; Metazoa; Arthropoda; Insecta; Diptera; Culicidae
Exons: 4
Coding region: 364-981 (205 amino acids)
Source: RefSeq, a predicted model, not a curated record
UAGUAUUAUAGUUGCUCUGGCCUCUUGUGCUGAUGACAGCGAAAUUCUUUUCCUUCGCUUCGGAUUUCGUACCUUCGAAUAUUAUAAAAUGGCCAUCGCGAUCUAGGUAAACGGUUCCGGUUUUUGUAAGUUUCGCGCGAGUUUGACCGGGUGCUUCGUACGGCAAACGGUACCUUCCGGUGUCCUCUUCCGGUUGACGGUAGUUUUCGGUGCGACCGCUCACGCCAAUUGAAUGAAGUGUAUGUAUGUGUUCUGUGCUGCUCUAACAUCCAAAGGAAAAUAAGGGAAAGAUAUUGCGUGAAAUAGUUGCACAAACCACCGAAUGAAAUUGUUGUUCUUCGAGAAUAAGUGUUCGGAGCCGCAAUGUUACGAAAAGAAGGAGAAACAAUGUCCGGCGGGCGAAAGUCACUACUCGCUAACGGAGGGGGCGCGGCGGCUAGUUCCGGUUUCCGGAAAAUUGGCAACAACUGUGGCGGCGUCGGCCGAACGAAGAUAUCAUUUUCAUACAGCCGGCAGCUUGCGGCGGGGCGCAUUCUGGGAGUGCUCAUUAUACUCACCAUUGUCACAGGAAGUUAUGCUUCAAGGAUCCUCCGGCACACCAACAGCAAAAGGAGCAGCUCCAUUCUGAACGACUAUUCUCGGCCGGCAUCGUCGUCGUCAUUAUUCAAGGAACAACACCAGCAGCAGAUUAAUGGGAAAUAUUUAAACUCGCAUGAGAAUGGAGUGUCGUCCUCGUUCCAGCAGGGGACAUCCGGAGGUGCAGUUGGAGGAGGCCAAGAUGACAAGAUUGACUCAGGGGCAACACUAUUCUCGUCAUCGGUGGUGCCGUCCUUGCUGCCGCAUAAUUCGCCGCAAACAUUGACACUGACGGCGGAUAAAAAUAAAACCAAAGAGGAACAUAUUUCCGGUGGCGUAGUGCAGUCGUCGAUUGACGAUCCAGCUACUGUGUCAGAACCAAAUCCAGACGACACAGAUUGCUGA